AUGCCGACGUCGCUUUCGCGGUUUGGAACCGCACCUAGCCCGACCAGCGCGCAGUACGUGCUCAUCGCCGAGAUCCAGGCGCGCUACUACCAGUUCCUCCGUGCGGGCAACCCGACCUCGGGCUGGGACGCGACGUGGGACGCGACGGAAGGCCGGACAAACAGCGCCCUUGAGCUCGAGCACGUCUACGACGUCUAUGUAGAGCACAUCACCUGUCAGCUGAAACGAUGCUGCAAGUAA
Fomitopsis serialis is the source of this 240-nucleotide messenger RNA. RefSeq lists its product as uncharacterized. The transcript has 2 exons. Lineage: Eukaryota; Fungi; Basidiomycota; Agaricomycetes; Polyporales; Fomitopsidaceae. The record is from RefSeq and is a predicted model, not a curated record. The coding region runs from base 1 to 240 and encodes 79 amino acids.